This is a messenger RNA of Triticum dicoccoides, 701 nucleotides long. Its product is annotated as glycine-rich cell wall structural protein-like. The transcript is spliced from 2 exons. Lineage: Eukaryota; Viridiplantae; Streptophyta; Magnoliopsida; Poales; Poaceae. The coding region runs from base 34 to 444 and encodes 136 amino acids. The record is from RefSeq and is a predicted model, not a curated record.
AGCUUCUCACCAAACUAGCUCCGAUACAAUCUCAUGAUACAGUGUUCGACUAAGACACAUAGCGUGGAGAAGAGGGUUCGACCGGCGUCAAUGGCGACGUUCAAGGGUUUCCUCCUCGUGUUUGCUCUCCUGCUUGCUGCUGCUUUCCUCGUCGCCUCGGCCGAAGAAACUCAGGCCAAGAAGGAGGAGCCGACGGCCGACGUGCAGGACUACUACCGUGGCGGCGGCGGCUACCCGGGCCGUGGUUAUCCCGGGCGUGGUCGCGGAGGAGGGUACUACCCGUACCCUGGCCGCGGAGGAGGCGGGUACCCAGGCCGCGGCGGCGGCGGGUACUGCCGGUGGGGCUGCUGCGGCCGCGGGUACUACGGCGGCUGCCGGUGCUGCUCGCGCGCCGACGAGGUCCCGGAGCCCAUGUACCGCGCUGAGGCGGAGGUGCACCACUGAGCCGACCAUGCAUCCACCGGAUGCAGCAGCGUGUACGCCUGCACGUGCCUAGUUAAUCUGCUUGUAGUGUGUGUUCUUGAGGAACGCAGCUAGCCCUGUGUUCUUGCAAGCUACGUAUGUGUUGAUGUGUGUUUAUGGUGUGCUUGUUCCAAAGACGUACUGGUCAGUGUACGGAUGUAUUGUACUGCACCCGCGUUGUGUUUAUGGAAUAAAAAGACAGGCGAAUUUACUCUCCUACGCCGGGCUUUGUUAAUCAA